Messenger RNA from Panicum virgatum (switchgrass), 450 nucleotides. Its product is annotated as hydroxycinnamoyltransferase 4-like. Bases 1 to 450 code for a protein of 149 amino acids. The transcript has a single exon. The record is from RefSeq and is a predicted model, not a curated record. NCBI's taxonomy places the organism in Eukaryota, Viridiplantae, Streptophyta, Magnoliopsida, Poales, Poaceae.
AUGGCGACACCGCACCGCGGCCGCCGCCGCGACUGGGCCACCUACGCCGCCGUCGCGUCCCUGGUCUGGACGUCCGGCGUUCGCGCCAAGAACGCCCUCGACGACGCCACCGCCGACGCCUACCUCAUGUUCGCCGCGGACUACCGCGCGCGCCUGCGCCCGCCGCUGUCGGCCGCGUUCUUCGGCAACUGUGCCAAGGCGUGCUACGCGAGGACGGCGGUAGGCGGGCUCCGCGACGCCCCAGUCGGCGAGGCCCUCGCGCGCGCCGCGGCGGCGGUGCGGGAGGCGGUCCGGGAGCAGCUCGCGGACCCGCUGGGCGACGCCGAGCGGUGGACGGAGCGCCGCCGGGCGCUGCCGCCGGGCAGGGUCCUGCAGGUCGGGGCGUCCAAAACGCCAUUGUCUGAAAUCAGGAUUUGGGGAAAUUCAGAGUUUUGUGUGCUCCUUAUUUAG